UCUCGCCGGGUGGUGUGUUGUUGGGUGUUUAAGACUAGGACGAGGGUUAGGAACUGGGCAGAGAAGGACACACAACCACACACAAUGAAUACUCUACUGACAGUACUGGUGUUGGCUCUCUUGUCAGCAGCUUUAGGAGCAAAGCCUAAAACACGUUUUACACGCUACCACUCAUGGAACUCACGGAUAUAUCCAGUGUGGAAAGAUGGGGACUCCCGAUACAGAGACUGUUGGACUGGUGGAGAAGUUACAUUCGAUGUGAAAAAUGAUGCACCCACCCUGACUGGCGCAAAGGCAACCUUUAACAUCGACCUUCGCUUCCCAUCAAACCAGACAGUGCUUCCUGAUGGACAGGUGGUCUGGGCACGUAACUGCACUGUCAAUGGAACACAGUAUCGUCAGGGCCAGGCUGUGUAUCCCGACCAGGUCUCUGGUCCUUCAGGAGAGUACAGCGGAGUCUUCCCUGAUGGUACCCCCUUCACUGGGACCGCAGACAGGAAACCACACUACGUGUUUGUGUGGAAGACAUGGGGACGUUACUGGCAGGUGGCGGGCGGGCCCUCCUCCUCUCUCACCAUCAGUACGGACAAUGUGCCCCUGGGCUCUUACAACAUGGAGGUGGUCAUCUACCACUGCCGUGGCAAGAACAAGUUCAUCCCUUUGGGCUAUGCCUCCACAACCUUCUCCAUCACAGACCAGAUCCCCUUCGCAGUGUCGCUGACCCAAAUUAACGAUGUGAACCAGGCUGACCAGAACUUCAUCCAGAACCGGGCCAUUGCCUUCAGCAUCAGCCUCCACGACCCCAGCCAGUACCUCAGCGCCUCAGACGUCACCUUUAACUGGGACUUUGGUGACAACAGUGGCACCCUCAUCUCCAGGGAGCGCCAGGUCACACACACAUACCUCACCACUGGCACCUACAGGCCUCAGGUGGUCCUGAUGGCAAGCAUCCCCAACGGCUGUGACACACCUGCAGACCCUACCGCUGCCAGCCCCACUGUGAUGCCUAUGGAUCCCUCCGGCGCUCCUGCCGUGGUUGUGGUGGACUCUACCCCAAGGGCAGCUCCAGCUGACAUCGCCCUGGAUGUGCCUGCCUCUGAUGUUGCCCCUGCUGAGGCUGCAGACACAGCUGCAGCAGACGCAGCUGCAGCCGACGCCGAUGCCGUAGACACAGAUGCAGCCACAGCCGAAGACCCAGCCGCAGCCGAAACUGCAGUCGAAGCCGGUGCCACAGCCGAAGACGCUGCCGCAGACGCUGCCACAGCUGAAGCCGCAGCCGAACCCACAGCUGACGACGCAGCCGCAACCGCAGAGGGAGUCGAGGUGGUCGCCUCAGCAGCAGAGGAUCCAGCCGUCAUCCCGGCAACAGAGGACCCUGCCGCUGUCCCUGCAGUAGAAGCCGAUGCCACAGCAGAAGACACGGCUGCUGCAGCCGUUGAGGACCCUGCCGCUGUCCCGGCUGUGGAGGGAGCCACAGCUGCCCCCGUCGCCCCAGCAACUGAAGAGGCAGCUGCUGCUGAUGCAGCUGCUGAUGCUGAUGCAGCUGCUGCUGAUGCAGCUGCUGAUGCUGAUGCAGCUGCUGCUGCCGAAACCGCAGUGGUAGAGGCUACGGCUGCAGAUGUGCCCGCCAUCGCCGCUGCUGCUUCAGUUGCUCCAGUUGCAGAGGGAGAGGAGGCCACAGUGGACCUGGCGGCCACAAUCCUACCAGAGGUCCCAGCUAUAGCCACCGUUGCACCCGUGGCGGAGGAGGCCAUAGUUGCUGAUGCUGAGGUGGUGGCUGAGGUUGCGGCUGCAACAGAGGUGGCCCAGGCCGAGACGGUGGCCCCUGCUGCUAACGUCAUUGUUCCUGCCGCCACGGCGGCUGCAGCUGUGGUGGAGGUAGUGCCAGCUGAGCUAGAGGCAGAGGUCGUAGAGACAGUGAUUGAGGUUGCAGCUGAUGCCACUGCAGCGCCAGCAGCAGUGACUGCUCCAGUGGAGAAUGAGGUAGUAGCAGAGGCUGAGAUAGAGGCAGACACAGAGACACAGGUGGCUCUUGUUGUGGCUAAAAGACAGGCUCCUGAACUUACAGCGGCUGACGACUGUAUGAUAUAUCGCUACGGCUCCUUCUCGACCGCUGUGGACGUCGUCCAGGGUAUUGAGAGUGUGGAGAUCACCCAGGUGGCCAACGUAGUGUCUCAGGCCACUGAGGUGGUGCAGAAUGCUGUGGACCUGACAAUCACCUGCCAGGGGAGCCUGCCCAAUGAAGUGUGCACCAUCAUCUCGGAUGCAGACUGCAUCACGCCUGUGGAGACCAUCUGUAACAACGUGACACCCUCCCCAGAUUGUCAGAUGAUCCUUCGCCAGUUCUUCAAUGACUCUGGAGUGUUCUGCAUCAAUGUGUCCCUGACCAAUGAUGUUAGUCUGGCUAUGGCCAGUGCUAAAGUCCGUGUGACUGUGGGCUCCAACUCCUCCACAGCAGGCACUGUGGCCGCGGUUCUGGGUGUCAUGGUCCUUGUCUGUGUUGUUGGUGCCAUUGCUUUGACCUACAAGCGGUUUAACCAAUACCGUCCACUGAGGGAGGACUCAACAGGCGGAAGCAUGGGAAGCUCUGGAAACACGUCUGUGCCGAUGCUGCUGUGGAACCUUCUGAGCCGACAGUCAACAGGAGAAAGAAGCCCACUGCUUCAGGGAAGGGUGGUGUGAACACUCAUAACCAUCUGCACUGAUAAAGCACACACUCAUGCAUGCAUGUUAACACGUAAAUAUCACUUAGACACACGCAUCCACUCAGCAACUGUGAAAUACACAUAUACAUGUUAACACAUUGCAGACUCAGACACAUAGAGCCACCCUAAUGCAGAGACAAACUGCAAUAAGAACAAGCAGUUGUAUUCUGUUUUGUUACACUGAAAGCAACUUUAAUAAAAACUAUAAUGUAUUGAUAAUGUAUACAUUUUCAACACAGAACCCUAAAAGCCUAAAUAAAUGUGUUUGUUUCUGCCGUUGCAUCACUUGUGACAAAAUAUUAUAUUUAUUUUGACCCACAUACUUUUUUAUUUAAGAAAAAAAAGAAUGAUGAAAGUUUACAAAAAUGCAGCAACUUAUGUUGUGUUUUUUCUGUUGUUACUCACUCUUCCUUAGAACGUAAUCAUUACAAUGAAUGACUGCCUCUUGUAAACUUCCAACACAUUAAUUUGCUUUGCUAACUGGUAUAAUUUGAAUUGUCAAUAAAAUCACAGCACUGUGAUAUAACAUAUUUAAUGUCACCCCAAAAGUAAGCAUUAAAAUGUAAAUUAUGUAAGAAUCUUCAACUACCGGUAUACCUCCAAAGCAAGUUAUAGAGUCCAAGCAAGUUAUAGAGCUCUAAUUGUCACCGCAAUCAAUACCCAAUACUAAAGCUGUCUCUUCUUAUUGUAAACCAGUUGAUGUCAGAAGUAAGAUAUUAUUUGUUCAUGAACACUCAUUAAAUAUAAAGAACAAGCUAUUGCUUUUACGUUAUCUCUUUCAGAUGAAAAAUAAUAUAAAAGGAACCAUGGGGAAACUGCAAUGAUGUGUCGGUUUGAUACCAGUAAAUAAAAAUGAAAGACACAACUCUAUUGCAUUCAAAUGUUCAUUUAAUUCUUGAUUGUUUUGAUUCUGUUGACAUUUCUCAGAAUGCAGCAUGAAAUAUUUUGUAAAGCUGCUAGAAAAGAGCAUAACGUUGCUGCAAGUAAAAAAUGUUAGCCAAAUAUAUGCAUAUAAAUUGUGUGCGACUCUAUAUGCAUAUAAGUUGCCCAUGUGUAAUUACACAAACAGAUAGUUGUAGAACUAUGUAACAAUAUGUACGUACAUGGUUAUUACACUGCAAUAAUCAAAUUAUUUAUUUUUGGGAAAUACUGUGAUAACUCCUGGUGAGUGAAGCUGAUGAAGCUCCAUGGAAUUUUGUAAAAAAAAAAAAAAGGUAAAGUAUUUUAUUGCAUAUCAAAGUCAAA
Coregonus clupeaformis (lake whitefish) is the source of this 3950-nucleotide messenger RNA. RefSeq names its product premelanosome protein a (gene pmela). The transcript is spliced from 12 exons. Lineage: Eukaryota; Metazoa; Chordata; Actinopteri; Salmoniformes; Salmonidae. Gene Ontology annotation, cellular component: melanosome. The record is from RefSeq and is a predicted model, not a curated record. Gene Ontology annotation, biological process: melanosome organization. Bases 85 to 2682 code for a protein of 865 amino acids.